CCACCAAUUCCUAAAUUUUCCUCAUUGCUGAAAGAUUCAGAAACGCGUUUCCUUUUUCUCGUAGUGGCGAGAGGGGAGACAUGUAAUCUCAAUCUCACCCCCUUUAUAAUUUCUCUAUAUCUCUCUCUUCUCUCACACAAUUCUUCGUUUCCCAGAAUCUUACGAACCCUAAAACUUCUCAUUCUUCGUCACACAUUGAGAUCAUAUUCCAAUUCAAAAAAAUAUGUGUCCGAUGAGGUUCUUAUUGGUGUUCUUCUCAGCUGUACUCGCCGGAUAUUUCGCAUGGAAGACGGUGAGUUCUUCGCCGGAAUUCGAUUCACCGGACGAAUUGAAUGAGAAACAAGAACUCAAUCUCAAAAAGAAGAUGGAGAAUGGGUUUUGGGUGUUCGUCGAUAUGGCUAGCGGAAGAUACCUUUGGAGGAAUCUCAAGGAAAUGAGAGAGAAAUCUCAAUGAAGAUGAUGAUGAACGAAUACGAAAAGAUUUCAUCUUUUUUUUUUUGGUUUCUUCUUUGUGCAGAAAGUGUAAGAAACAAUAAUAAUGAUACUUUACGAGUUUAGUAUUCAUUUGUUCUAAUCUUUCUCCUGAAUUUUGUAACUUUUGAUUCAUUGAUUUGUAAUCUUGGAAAAAGAAUAACAAAGAGUUUGUAACCUUCAAGCAAUUU
Molecule: messenger RNA, 662 nt
Organism: Arabidopsis thaliana (thale cress)
Lineage: Eukaryota; Viridiplantae; Streptophyta; Magnoliopsida; Brassicales; Brassicaceae
Product: Methyltransferase-related protein
Exons: 2
Coding region: 224-454 (76 amino acids)
Source: RefSeq, marked reviewed